Molecule: messenger RNA, 1601 nt
Organism: Drosophila teissieri
Lineage: Eukaryota; Metazoa; Arthropoda; Insecta; Diptera; Drosophilidae
Gene: Seipin
Product: seipin
Exons: 3
Coding region: 9-1118 (369 amino acids)
Biological process (GO): lipid storage; lipid droplet organization
Cellular component (GO): endoplasmic reticulum membrane
Source: RefSeq, a predicted model, not a curated record
GCUCCACCAUGAACAUCCUGCUGCGCUUCAUAGUCUUCUGCCUGGAUCCACUGGGUCUGGGCCGUCGCUUUCUCAUCCGGCCGGCCGUCAAUCUGAGCUGGAAUGUCUACGAUCGCGUCCGCAGCAAGGCGGACGAGAAGGUGGGCACCGUGCGGGAGCUGGUCCUCCGGCUGGGCCUGAUCGCCUUCGCCGUGGUGCUCAUCAUCUGGCUGGCGGUCUUCAUGUACGCCGCCUUCUACUACGUCUACAUGCCGGCCAUAUCGCACACCCGCCCCGUCCACAUGCAGUUCAAAACCUGCUUGGAGACCAGCACGCCCUGCACCUUUCCGCACGCCCACGUCUCGCUGACGAAGAAGCAGCAGCUCCUGAUGGUUGGGCAGGCGUACAAGGUGAUCGUGAACAUCGACAUGCCCGAGUCCCCGCAGAAUCUGGAGCUGGGCAUGUUCAUGGUGUGCGCCGAGAUGCGGGACUACGACUCGAUGCUGCGUGGCCACUCCUGCCGGUCGGCCAUGAUGCGCUAUCGCUCGCCACUGAUACGCAUGAUCUCCACGUGGGCAUUGAGUCCGCUGUACGUGCUCGGCUGGAAGGAGGAGUUCCAGCAGGUGCCGGUGGAGAUAUUCUCGCGCUACCUGGAGGAGCGGCAGCAUCCCAUUACGGAUGUCUACGUGGAGAUACAGUCGCAGAAGAUCCAGUUCUACACGGUGACGCUGCACAUUGUCGCCGAUUUUACCGGCCUGCGGUACAUCAUGUUCAACUGGCCAGUGCUGUCGGCCAUAGUGGCCAUUAGCACCAAUCUGUUCUUUAUACUGGUCGUCUUUCUGCUCAGCUGGUACCACUGGUCCGACGCCAAGUGGCUGCACAGCAUGCAAAUCAAGUACGCCCGCCUCACGAAGUCGCUCGAACCCGGCGUAAUCCUGCCCAGGGCGAGCAGCCUGCGGGAUGACGACGAUCUGGUUGCCUACAGUGAUAAGUCCGACAUUGCGGACGUGGGCGGUGACACGCUGAGCGACGUGGAUGCCGAUGAUUUGGUGUUGGUCAAGAAGUCCGGCAGCGGCAAGCGGGAAUCGCCCGAUGCACUGCGCAAGCGUCUCUCGAAGAAGACCACCGCGGACCAUUGAAAAGUGAAGGAGGCGAGAUGACAUCAUAUGAAAUGAGAUGCGCUGAGACGAAGGAAGGACCACCAUUUACCACCGAAGGCUAGACCACCGCCCAUGCGACGCUUGAGCCAAAGACUAAAUAGAUUUAGGACUAGGUUAGUGAACACAGCUGCCAGCUGAAGUAUUCCGGCGGAUCAGCCCACAGAGCUCUGCUUGUGCUUCAAGCAGCCAACACUAGUUCGACAUUAGCUUACUUAUGUGGUGGAUGUAUAGAUGUAUAGGUAUUAUCGCCCCAGUUAUACACUUUUAUGCUGUACAGAGGAAGCUUUGUACAUUGAUGAACUUGCCAUUUCUGAGCCGCUGCAGUGGCUCAUUCCCUGUACAUUACUCGCAGUUGGGAACUGCAAUCCACUGAACUAUGUUACCAUUGCACUAAGCUUAAGAAGAAUGCAUUCCAUUUGAGAUGAGAUUGUGUAUAUGAAUUUUACAUUAAUUAAACUGUUU